Messenger RNA from Tilletiaria anomala UBC 951, 695 nucleotides. RefSeq lists its product as uncharacterized. NCBI's taxonomy places the organism in Eukaryota, Fungi, Basidiomycota, Exobasidiomycetes, Georgefischeriales, Tilletiariaceae. The record is from RefSeq and is a predicted model, not a curated record. The transcript has a single exon. The coding region runs from base 90 to 572 and encodes 160 amino acids.
UUUAGAAAGUACGGAGCGCACCGAGCGUUCGUCAUCGCUCAACUAGGGCGGACCCUCAGGGGCACGAAGUGAUACAUGCGCAUAUACCUAUGGUCGGAUAUUUGUUUCUAUGUCUUUGUUGGAUCUGUCUCUCUUCCCCACGUCUUGUACAUCCCCCCGUCGCAAACACCUGCAUACUUCUGGUCUCUGCUGUAGCAUAUACAACAACGCGAGGUCACAGAAUCUACGAUGCUUGUUUGUUCGCCCUUCUUUGCCUCACCCAAGGGUCGUCUCCACGCGGGCACACAGUAUUGCUGAGACAUGGCCUUGACCAGACUGUGCUCGCGAUCGGCCUCCUCGACGAACCCCUGCGCUCUGCAAUUGGAGUGCAUAGUUCCAACGAGAGCAGCCCUGCGGAUAGUACACAUGUCUUGCCAAGUCACACGUCACGCGCAUGCCAUGUGCUUUGUUCCAGGGUGGUCAAUGAGCGGCUGGCGAAUGUGACGUCUCCUUCAGAAUACAAGAUGGCCUCUUUGUGUCAGUGCGGCAGAGCACAACUUGGUCGUGGUGCGACCGAUGGAUGGUCCAGCUGAAGGAAGCCUCAUCAAGGUGUUCCAUAUGUGAUGUUGUUGAUGUCGCAUGGACUUUCAAAUUGGCCUCUGGGGGGGGGUUAGGGACAGAGAGACUGUCGAGAUGCGACGAGGCGCGAGUGUUGU